Chenopodium quinoa (quinoa) is the source of this 1490-nucleotide messenger RNA. RefSeq names its product protein XAP5 CIRCADIAN TIMEKEEPER-like. The record is from RefSeq and is a predicted model, not a curated record. NCBI's taxonomy places the organism in Eukaryota, Viridiplantae, Streptophyta, Magnoliopsida, Caryophyllales, Amaranthaceae. Gene Ontology annotation, biological process: chromatin organization. The coding region runs from base 175 to 1182 and encodes 335 amino acids. The transcript is spliced from 12 exons. Gene Ontology annotation, cellular component: nucleus.
CGAGUAACAAAACAAGACACGAUAAUUGAAAAUUACUUACUUAGAUCAAAUAAAAGUGUUAACGUGCCCUACCAAGUUCUCGUCUUCUCUGUUCUUCCUCCCUAAGAACCAGAAUUCCCCAUUGAAGCAAAAAUCGAAGAUCAUUGAAGUGAAAGAGGAGGAGAGAGAAGAAAAAUGGCGGGAAUGGGAGAUGGGUAUGUGGGCAGUGCCCAAGAUGCCGUCAGAAUAAGGAGGCUUGAGAAGCAACGAGAAGCUGAGCGUCGCAAAAUUGAAGAGCUCAAGAACAAAACUUCUUCUACUCAAGGCCAAGCUGGUCUUCUUCAAUUUGGUUCCGGCACUUCCGAGAUUCUUGAGACUGCAUUCAAGAAAGAAACUAUUGGUCUUGUUUCAAGGGAGGAAUAUGUCGAGAAGAGGGUCAAUAUUCAGAACAAAUUUGAGGAGGAAGAGAAAGAGAAACUACUGAAGCUACUGGAAGAGGAAGAAAAGCUUCAGUUAGAAAAGCGUCAAAAGAGGAAGAGAAAAGUGAAUGCCCGGUUAUCAUUUGCUGAAGAACUGGACAAUGGGUCUGAAGAAGAAGAAGAAAUUAAUAAUGAGGAACCAGUCAAAUUAAAAUGUGGAAAGCUUGGCAAAGAUCCUACUGUUGAAACUAGUUUUUUGCCAGACAGUGAGAGAGAAGCAGAAGAACAAGCGGAAAGAGAGAGGUUAGGAAGACAAUGGCUUCGUGAGCAGGCAAUGAUAAAAAAUGAGCCUCUUCAAAUCACGUAUAGUUACUGGGAUGGAACAGGUCAUCGACGAGUAAUCCAGGUGCGCAAAGGUGAUGCUAUUGGGGCAUUUCUUCGGGCAGUUCAGCAGCAGCUUGCUCCUGAAUUUCGUGAAGUUCGGACUACUACUGUGGAAAAUCUGCUUUAUGUGAAAGAGGAUCUAAUCAUUCCACAUCAACACAGUUUCUAUGAUCUGAUCAUAAACAAGGCCAGAGGCAAAAGUGGACCGCUUUUCCAUUUUGAUGUACAUGAAGAUGUUCGAACAAUUGCUGAUGCAACAAUUGAAAAGGAUGAGUCGCACGCUGGAAAAGUUGUAGAAAGACACUGGUAUGAGAAGAACAAACACAUUUUCCCUGCAUCAAGAUGGGAGAUAUAUGACCCAGCAAGAAAAUGGGAAAGAUACACGAUCCAUGGAGAUUAAUCGACCCAAGAAAAAGAUUCGACCUGUAACAGAGACAUUUGUUUUUGAAAUUUAUUUUAGCAUAGUUCUGUAUCUAAACUUACAUUUUAUUGUAUUUUUUUUGCUGCUAAGAGGAAAGAACAUGAUUUUUGAAGUUUAGUUGUCGUUUUCUCUGUUCCCGUUCCUUACUGAGUUUUGAGACGAGAUUAUAGAUUAAUCCAUACGUGUAAGUUUUAAGAGAAAAGAUGAACAGACUUAGAUCACUAUGAAAAAUAUUUUGAUCCAGCUGACUUUGUCGAGGACAAAGUGAUGACAUUAUUUCACUCUAA